CGGGCGCAGCGCCCCCGCAACUGCCCGAGGCGCUGCUGCUCCAGCGGCGCCGCGUGACGGUGCGCAAGGCCGACGCCGGCGGGCUGGGUAUCAGCAUCAAAGGGGGCCGGGAGAACAAGAUGCCCAUUCUCAUUUCCAAGAUCUUCAAGGGACUGGCAGCUGACCAAACAGAGGCCCUCUUUGUGGGGGAUGCCAUCCUGUCUGUAAAUGGAGAAGACCUGUCCUCUGCCACCCACGAUGAGGCGGUUCAGGCCCUGAAGAAGACAGGCAAGGAGGUGGUGCUGGAGGUCAAGUACAUGAAGGAGGUCUCACCGUAUUUCAAGAACUCUGCUGGUGGGACCUCGGUCAGCUGGGACUCGCCUCCUGCCUCACCCCUUCAGCGGCAGCCUUCCUCCCCUGGCCCCCCACUCCGGGACCUCAGUGAUGCCAAACAUGUGUCUUUGAAAAUGGCAUAUGUCUCGAAGAGGUGCACCCCCAACGAUCCAGAGCCCAGGUAUCUGGAGAUAUGUUCUGCUGAUGGCCAAGACACUGUCUUCCUGAGAGCCAAGGAUGAGGCUAGUGCGAGGUCAUGGGCAGCUGCCAUCCAAGCCCAAGUCAACGCUCUGAUGCCCUGGGUCAAGGAUGAGCUGCAGGCACUGCUGGCAGCCACCAGCACAGCUGGGAGCCAGGACAUCAAGCAGAUUGGUUGGCUGACUGAACAGCUGCCCAGUGGGAGCACAGCACCAACCCUGGCCCUGCUGACUGACAAAGAGCUGCUUCUCUACUCCAGUCUCCCCCAGACCCGUGAGGCCCUGAGCCGGCCAGCCCGUACUGCUCCACUUAUCACCACCAGGCUGGUGCAUUCAGGCCCCUCCAAGGGCUCGGUGCCUUAUGAUGCAGAGCUGUCUUUUGUCCUGCGCACGGGCACACGCCAUGGUGUGGACACUCACCUGUUCAGCGUGGAGUCACCACAGGAUCUGGCUGCCUGGACCCGCCAGCUGGUGGAUGGCUGUCACCGGGCUGCUGAGGGUGUACAGGAGGUAUCUACAGCUUGCACGUGGAACGGCCGUCCCUGUAGCCUUUCUGUGCACAUUGACAAGGGCUUCACACUGUGGGCAGCUGAACCAGGUGCGGCCCGAGCUGUGCUGCUCCGGCAGCCCUUUGAGAAGCUGCAGAUGUCCUCGGACGAUGGUGCCAGUCUCCUUUUCCUGGACUUUGGGGGCGCUGAGGGCGAGAUCCAGCUGGACCUGCACUCGUGCCCCAAAACCAUGGUCUUCAUCAUCCACUCCUUCCUCUCGGCCAAAGUCACCCGCCUGGGGCUCUUGGCCUAGAGGUCAGCAGAUGCACCAGCCUUGAAGAGGGACGUCCAUCACGUGGCCUGACCUGGCCCUCCACUGACUGCCUGCUCACCACUGAGCUGAGGGAAAGGAGAGGAAUAAGAGUCGCAGAGAACCAGCCCCGGAGGGAGGCUGGGAUGGUCUCAGGGACCAGGAUCCCGACCCAGGACACAGUGGCCCCUGCCCUCUAACCUGUGACAGGGUAGCCUCCCUGCUGCCCCCUCCCCAACAGUGCCUUUUGCAGAGAGAUAUUUUUGUAUGCAGAAGCCAUUCCGAGUCUGGGACCUGCCCCGUGGGGAUCCUGACCCCAGCCAAUAGCUGCCAGGCCUCCCAGAGGCCACUAAGCCAUCCCCAGGGGCCCCUCUGAAGCUGGGGUCCCCUGGGGUCAGUGGCAAGAGAAAGAGGAGGAGCCUUUCUGUUCAUUUUUUUCCUUCAGCUCCACCACCUUGGGGUGUGUAUUUCUCUUUAUCCUUUCUUUUUCCUCCUUACUCUUGGAUAAAUAAACAGCCUGUGAGCACAUGGGCAGAUGGGCCAAGU
Messenger RNA from Trichechus manatus latirostris (Florida manatee), 1853 nucleotides. It is a transcript of the gene SNTA1, whose product is annotated as syntrophin alpha 1. The transcript is spliced from 8 exons. Gene Ontology annotation, molecular function: protein binding; structural molecule activity. NCBI's taxonomy places the organism in Eukaryota, Metazoa, Chordata, Mammalia, Sirenia, Trichechidae. Gene Ontology annotation, cellular component: neuromuscular junction; sarcolemma; dystrophin-associated glycoprotein complex. Bases 120 to 1310 code for a protein of 396 amino acids. The record is from RefSeq and is a predicted model, not a curated record.